AUGGCCUUUCAACAGCGACUGCGCGGCCGACAGGCACAUGCCCCCGGCCCCACCUUUCUUACAUACACACCGAACGGGAAGAAGCUGGUAACAGCCGGGGUUGACAACUACUGCCGUGUCUUCACUACAGGAUCCGACGAUGAACCCGUUACCGUGGAUGACUGUCAAGAGAAUAAUACGGCCGUGGUUGCUGGCGACGGCUUCUUCAUAACGGGUUCCGAAGACGGCACAGUGAGCAAGUACUCACUUGAGAAUGGCAAAUUCGAGGAGAUACUGGUCAGGUCUACCUUACCUGUCCGAGAUGUAGCACUCAGUCCGAAUGGAAACUGGAUUGCGGUCGCAAGCGAUGAACUUGUCGUAAGCGUAGUAAAUACCAAAGACAUGACCCAGAUACGAACGCUGCGCGAUCAGCCUCGAGCCGUAAAACACGUUUCCUUCGACAAGACUGGAGACCAAUUAGCCGUAUCCUGCACCGAUGGCAAUAUCUACAUGUAUACACUGGAUGGGGAUGAGCCUGAGAUGGUCAAGAAGGUAGAUGGGAUGAUUAAGAGCCUGGAAGCAGACGCAGAGGCGAGCUCGAAAGUCCUGUGGCAUCCUGACGGGCGAGCAUUCGCUUCACCGACUGCGCUCCGUGAGGUGCAAGUCAUGUCGACCAGUGACUGGGAGCGCCAGAGGAAAGUCAAAACCGAGCAUUCUGCAGACAUUACCGCGGCAGCGUGGUCGCCCAAUGGUGCUCUUCUUGCAACAACGUCUAGCGAUCUCAGCCUCUGCCUUUGGGAUGCUAAGACCCAGAAACUGUUGAAGAAGUAUGACGACAUGAAAGCAACUAUCCUGGCUAUGACAUGGCAUCCAUCGGAGAACAUUCUUUCCUACACCAACAACGAGGGCGAACUGUUCAUCCAUACCGACUUUGUACCCGAGGAGCAUUUUUCAAUACUCCAAAAGUCAACUGUAUCUGCCCCUUUCUUCCACGACCCAUCAGAGGGUCGGGCUGGUGUACCUGCACCACAAACACUCGCAAAUGGGACGAAACAAAUCCUCCCUGGGCGACCACGGCAAAGGGACGGCACUCCGGAUUCUUUGGACGACCUGCUUGGCCCUGAGUUUGAAGAUAAUGAGGUAGAGAACGAUGGAGACGAGGAGAUGCAAGACUUUGUCAUCGACGACGACGGUGCCGGCUACGCUCCUACCAACAUCAAUGGCUACAAAAAACGCACCAAUGGCCACCUCACCAACGGAGUUGAGCCUGCUUCAAAACGACGUGCCUACAGCUCUGCUCCCUUCAAGCCGCAAGUCCACGAACCCUUUCAACCUGGCAGUACACCUUGGCGAGGAGAGCGUCGGUUGCUUUGCUGCUCGCUGACUGGAUACGUCGAGACGGUUUCGCAAGAGGGCAGGCACCAUACCGUGAGCGUCAAGUUUUACGACGAGCACACAUUCCGCAACUUCCACUUUACCGAUAUCUUCCUCUACGACAAAGCAUGCCUCAACGAAAACGGUACGUUAUUUGCGUGUCAACCAAACAGCAUCGGCGAUGGGGGCCCAGCGAUGAUAUACUACCGUCCGCACGAAACUUGGACUACAAGGACGGAUUGGCGAACGAAUCUUCCCGCCGGAGAAUCUGUUACUGCUAUUGCGCUGUCGGAUUCUUACAUUUGCGUCACGACGUCGGCAAACUAUGUGAGGGUUUACUCCCUUUUCGGCCUGCCCGUCCGGGUGUACCGCCAGAAGAGCUCGCCAGCAGUGACUUGUGCGGCAUGGCGCGACUACAUCCUUACCAUUGGCAACGGGCCUAUGCAAUCUGACCUGUCGACGCAAUUGCUCUACACAAUCGAGAAUAUCAAACACGACAUCGUGUACCAGGACUCGGACAUCCUCGCUUUACCACCUAAUACUACGCUGAUGUCGGUGUUCUUCAGCUCGGAGGGCGACCCAUAUAUUUAUGACUCCUCAGGCGUUCUGUUGACACUGCUUGGGUGGAGGAGUAGUGGGCAAGCACGCUGGGUCCCCAUGCUAGAUACCAAGUGCCUCAGCCGUCUCGCAAGCGGCGGCAAAGAAGAAUCGUACUGGCCUGUUGGCGUUGCAGCUUCCGAUGAGUCGAGCGUAAAAUUCCACUGCAUGAUCAUCAAAGGCAAGGAGAUUUACCCCAGUGCGCCCGUGCCACACUUGAGCGAGUUUGGCUUCGAAAUACCGCUGUCUAGUGCUGUGGAUAAAAAGAAAAACGUUCGAGUACGCGAUGGGGAGGAUUUGGACGACGACGACGAGGAUGAUGAUGAGAGUGGAAAAAAGAAGAAGAAGAAGGAAGAGACCAAACAGCAAGAGCAUGAACAGGCAUUCAUUCUGUCGUCGACACUAUAUUCUCAACUCCAGUCUACGCUAUCGCAUACACGCCCUACCUCUGGUCAAAAACAAGCUCUAACAACACUCGAAGUCGCCAUCGAUCGCGCCUUGCUCCAGUUGCUAGGCCUCGAGUGUCUGGCCGGCGAAGAUCAUGGCAUGAAGGCCUUGGAAAUUGUGUCUCUGAUGCGAGAUGGAAAUGGAAAGAUGCUCGAUUUGGCGGGUAAGGUUGCAUCUAGAUACGGACGUGAGAUCUUGGGCGACAAGAUACGAGAUCUGGCUGAGCGUAAAGCUAUUGCGAGGGAUAGUAAUGAAAUGGACGACGAGUAUGCAUGA
Cucurbitaria berberidis CBS 394.84 is the source of this 2673-nucleotide messenger RNA. Its product is annotated as WD40 repeat-like protein. Gene Ontology annotation, biological process: DNA-templated DNA replication; mitotic cell cycle; DNA repair. The transcript has 4 exons. The coding region runs from base 1 to 2673 and encodes 890 amino acids. Gene Ontology annotation, molecular function: protein binding; chromatin binding. The record is from RefSeq and is a predicted model, not a curated record. Lineage: Eukaryota; Fungi; Ascomycota; Dothideomycetes; Pleosporales; Cucurbitariaceae. Gene Ontology annotation, cellular component: nuclear replication fork.